AUUGCUGUCAAAUAGUGAAUAUGGCCGCCCUCUAUUUGUAGUUUUGACAUCGUGUCAACUUUACCUAGAUUUUCCCAGAAUUGUUCAGUAACAAGGAGUUGUUUAAUAUUAAUUUAAACUUUGUUACAUUAUUUAAGAGCUAAUAGUCAAGAUGUCGGCUGGACCUUACAAUUAUUCUUAUAUUUUCAAAUACAUUAUCAUAGGCGAUAUGGGUGUUGGGAAGUCAUGUCUUCUGCAUCAAUUUACCGAGAAAAAAUUUAUGGCAGAUUGUCCUCAUACAAUCGGCGUGGAAUUUGGUACUCGUAUUAUUGAAGUAUCUGGACAGAAAAUUAAAUUACAAAUUUGGGAUACUGCUGGACAGGAACGUUUCAGAGCAGUGACAAGAUCUUACUAUAGAGGUGCUGCAGGUGCACUGAUGGUUUACGAUAUAACUAGGAGGUCCACUUACAAUCAUCUAAGUAGUUGGCUGACGGACACAAGAAAUUUAACCAAUCCUAGUACAGUUAUAUUUCUAAUAGGAAAUAAGUGCGAUUUAGAAGGGCAAAGAGACGUAACUUACGAAGAAGCUAGUAAAUUUGCGGAAGAGAAUGGCCUAAUGUUCGUAGAAGCUAGUGCAAAAACAGGUGAUAAUGUUGAAGAAGCUUUCCUCGAAACAGCAAAGAAGAUAUACCAGAGCAUCCAAGAUGGGCGCUUGGAUCUGAAUGAAUCUGGUUACCAAUGCACAAAACCUGUUCUCUAUAAUUUGUCCAGCGACCUUCAGGCAAAUAAAGACAACUGCGCCUGCUAAUUUUAGUUGAAACUUUUAAAGUAUACAUAGAAUCUCUUCGAUUCUGACUUUUUAAUUUACUAAUGGAAAUUUUGCAACGCUCUACUUUUCAUAAUAUCAUUUUUUUUGAGACGUUUAUUCAGCAAUCUGUUAGUUAUAUACAUUCUAACAAUAUGCGUCUUUGGGGUUCGAAGUAAAAAAAAUUGACGUUAGGGAGUUCAGUCCAAUGACUGGACCUAUAGUAUGGAACACACAUUGUAUGGACAUUCUGAUAAUAUGCUACAUACAUACAUACAUUUUACAUUUACAAACAAUACAUAUAUCUAAAAUAUUUAUACAAUUACAGUGAGUAGAAAACUUAUCUAUAAAUCAGGUCCACUGGAUUUUUACGUUUUAGUCUGUGAGUUUGUUGACUGUUAUCAAGCAAGUUUAUUGCCUGGGCAUUACGAUGGCUUUCUAGGCGUUUUAUGUACCGAACACUGCACUGAACUAUCACUUCACUGAUCGUAGGUAUUUCUGGAUCACAAUAAAUGUUUUUGUUUGACACGAACCAUAGUGCGUGUGUUAUAGAGAGUAACACUUUAGAUUGAAAUCUUUCCAUUAUGGAUAGGUUGGAUUUUGCUGCUGUACCCCAUACCUGGAUCCCAUAGAUCCAGACCGGUUUGAGUAUUGUAUUGUAUACCGUUUGUUAUCGUAUAGACAACUUCGAUGUUCUGCCCAGUAUCAAAUAAUGUUUACGAAAUUUUAAGUUUAACUGUUAGCGCUUUUUCCAUAUAUGGGUUCUCCAUGUCAAAGUUUUGUCCAAGUACAUUCCAAGGUAUUUAACGCUUUCGACUUGUAGAAUUGCUUUGUUAUUUUUUUCUAUAUUAGGCGAUAUUUUGCGACAUUUUGUAAAUAUGAUAUGUUGUGAUUUUGUUUCAUUGAUCUUUAUGCGCCAUUUCUUUGUCCACUUUUCAAUAUACCUAAUAUGCCUUUGAAGAAAUUCGGUAGAUGUUGCGGGAUUUUCAUCUAUUGCGGGAUUUACCUCGAGCACGCAAAUAUUUGCAACGAACAGCUGGUUCGACACUACCUUGAGGGACUCCAGAUCGUAUAGGGUAGAUUUUUGAUGUAUCUGCGUCAUGCUUGACACGGUAGUAUCUUCCUUCUAAAUAUGAUUUCAGUAUAGUAAACAUUGACUCAAGAACGUUCAUGUUUAUUUUGAAGAGCAACCCUUCGUACCAGACUUUAUCAAACGCCCCACUGACGUCAAGAAAAAGUGUUUUUUUUUUCAAAAGUUUUAUUAACUAUGCCAAAGACUCGAUGAACUUGUUCUAUUGUUGAAUGCUUCUCUCUGAAACCAAAUUGCUGAUCCAGGAAAAGAUUAUUAUCAGUUAUUAUUUUCAUAAGUCUUGUCGCUAAUAGCUUCUCAAAUAGUUUAGCUAGUACCGGUAAGAGACUAAUAAGACGAUAAGAGGUAUGUUAUUGAGGUGGUUACCAGGUUUAUGGAUCAUUAUUAUAUCAGCAAAUUUCCAUUGCGUUGGUACAAUUUUGAGCCGUAAUGCGACGUUGAAAAGUUGUGUUAUCAUAACUAUACCUUUAUCUGGUAACUCUUUUUGUUCCUGUUAUUAGGUCAUAGCCUGGAGCUUUUUUGGUUUUUAAUCUAUAUUUAAUAGUAUUUUUACGUCUCGUUUUGUUACUGGUUUAAUUUGCUCACUUGGCUGUUGGAUUGUUGCUCGACUUUCAUAGAUAGCUUCAUCUUCUUCAACACUCACAGAGGGUAGAGGUUGAAAAACUUCUUCAAGAUAUUUUCCAAAUGCCUCUGCUUUUUCUUGAUCAGUUCUCGACCAUGAGCCAUCUGAAUUUCUUAAUGCUGGUAUGUGUUUGUUGGGCUGUUUUAAUUUCCUGGUGGCCUUCCAAAGUGAACAAUCGGCAUCUGCUGUUGAUGUUAAAUUUUGAAGGUAAUUUUCGACGUAGGAGUAUUUGUGCUGUAGUAUUGUAUUGUUCAGCUGUCUUGCGGCUCUAUUGUAGUUUAUUUUGUCUUGAUGCUGCCUUGUGUUGCUGCCUUGUGAUUUACCAUAUCUUUCGUAUGUCCAGUUGCACCAACAAAUAAACGAUUGAUUUUUUAAAAAAAGACUAAGUUUUCACUCUAAUGGCAUAUAACAUAUCCCACCAGAAUGAAAACAAUGGGAACCUUCUCUGGUUACACCUCC
This is a messenger RNA of Diabrotica virgifera virgifera (western corn rootworm), 2955 nucleotides long. It is a transcript of the gene Rab14, whose product is annotated as ras-related protein Rab-14. Gene Ontology annotation, cellular component: Golgi apparatus; trans-Golgi network; phagocytic vesicle. The transcript is spliced from 5 exons. The record is from RefSeq and is a predicted model, not a curated record. Lineage: Eukaryota; Metazoa; Arthropoda; Insecta; Coleoptera; Chrysomelidae. The coding region runs from base 152 to 787 and encodes 211 amino acids. Gene Ontology annotation, biological process: endocytic recycling; Golgi to endosome transport; defense response to bacterium. Gene Ontology annotation, molecular function: GTPase activity; GTP binding.